Branchiostoma floridae (Florida lancelet) is the source of this 1755-nucleotide messenger RNA. RefSeq lists its product as uncharacterized. The record is from RefSeq and is a predicted model, not a curated record. The transcript is spliced from 2 exons. Bases 365 to 670 code for a protein of 101 amino acids. Lineage: Eukaryota; Metazoa; Chordata; Leptocardii; Amphioxiformes; Branchiostomatidae.
CAGUUGUAGUGUAAAUGGACAGCAUUAUUGAUGUAGCCACACCUCAACACUGUCUCCUCACUUACAUUGUAUGAAAUACAAAUUUUGAACUUGGGAUCCAUGGUGUACCACUAUAUGUUUUCUAAUAGUGGUACAGUUUUGUGUACAAAUAUGGGCUGGGCAUUCUAAAGUCUGUUGUUCCAUGUUAUCAGCAUGUUAUAUUGGAAAUUUCAACUUCAUUGAUGAUGAUGAUGUCAUUCAGUAUAUCAUUUUUUUUCUUUUUCAGAGCAUGUGGAUCUGCCAGACGUCCAUGACUUCGAUGGCGUCAUGGACUUGAUGAUGGCACUGGAUGGCGUUGAAGUUGAAGAGGAGGUCCAGGUAGACAAUGACAAGGACAUGGUUAAUGCCUGGGCCACGAGAGGAAGAGCAUGUGGAUCUGCCAGACGUCCCUGACCUCGAUGACGUCAUGGACUUGAUGAUGGCACUGGAUGACAUUGAAGUCGAAGUUGGAGGCAAGACAGAGGACGGCGACACAGUGCCAUGGUUCGGCAAAGUAGCUGAUGCCGUUACAAAGAGGAGUCAGAUCAAAGUACAGUGGUAUGUCAUCACUCCAGACCACAGCUACAAGGUGGAGACAGGAGGAUGGGAGCUGACGUGCCACACACUAACAUUAGCACAAAGGCAGUCAUAACCUCUAUAAAAUUCAGCAUUGACAUGACCCUCCCAGAGGAGGAGAUGCUUAGCGUUAUGAAACUGAUGUAGAAUAGUUUUCCAGUUACAUUUCCAUUUGUUUCCCCUAGUUAUUCCUUUGAUAUCGUUUUUUUUAAUACUUGGGCAUAUAUACGUAAGGGAAAUCGUAUUUAAUCGUAAAACCUAAUUUCUGAUAUGGAUAAUUUCGUAAUAACAGACGUAUAAGUCGGUGAGCCGCCCACGCCACAUUCUGAAGUGCAGGAGGGUAAGUUUCUUUUGUAGCUGAUUAUCUACGUGAUACCAUAGGCAUGGAUGCCGAACUGCGGAAAGAAAUCCUGGAGCCCCUUUUUGGUCGAGAUGGGGUAACACCCGCUGAAAACAAAACGGUGUUCGAGAGCCUCAUGUAUGAGGAAAGACAUCAAGCCAGUGAGUUCGCUGUCUAUAGCGAUUAUUUCGAGGGACGGUUGGAGCCCAUGCUCCGGGAGAACUUUGCAACAUCACAGCUUCCUGGCUUCCAACAACGACUCAAGAAAUGGACAAACAACAACUGUGAAGCAUCAACCACAUCUUGAAGCUGGCAAUCCACUGGCAGCCCCAGGCUCUGGGAAACUUGAUCGACAAGCUCCGCGAAGUUGUACGCGGCCAGUGCAUUGAGCUGGAAAGGUGUCUGGUGACUACCAGCUCUGCCCAGAGUUUCGCCAGUUCCGCGUGCAUGAUGUAGUGUGGAUGCGCAUGACAAACGAACAACGUGAGAAGCACCUUAGUCGCUUCAUGCUGUACAAAGCACGUCCAGGGAGGAGGACAACCUGGUGGCGAGCAGCAAGGCUGCGAUGUCCUCCUGGUUGCAGCGGGCGCCUGAACAGGCAGAUGGUGGCAUCCCCGAGGAGCAGCCAAUCCCCGACUUGGAAGACAACAUUCUCGGCGACCUUGAGUAAGAUCAUAGAUGUCAUAGUUGUAGAUCCCCGUAGUGACAGUUUCUGUUCUUGUAGCUCCAUUAUUAUGCAUGUCUACUUAUACGCAGUUCUGUAGCUAGCUGUAUGGCAAAGUAGUAUGUUCGAACACUGUAUCCUGUAUUGUUGAUAAUGU